GAUAGCAACGUCGCAAUUGCUUAUCGUUCAUUUGUCUUGCAUUCGCAGACUACCCCAAUGCCUAGCCAGACGAGGUCCUCCAUAUGAACUGAAAAACAUUGACUGACAGGGUUGCUUGCAAGUCUCCUCUUGCUUGCCCUUAACACAACACUUACUUGCAUGCCACAAACCCCACUCUUUCCCAACAUCCACCAAGCAACUUAUAUACUCUCGCCACAAAGAACCAUUCGAUCUACCUUGGUUAUUCGUCCACACGAACACAAUGGCAUCCAAGAAUCAAGUUGAUCUCGAGUCCCAGAAGCCCGCGCCGGCGACUGCUGACGCCGUCGUUGCAUCGGCGGCUCCCAUAACCGUAACUGCCCUGCCGGUUUCUUCUGGUGGAGCUUCAUCAGUGGGGAGAAACUCAGGCUCCGUCGUCGUCGGCGUCUCCGACGGUCGGCACGUGGCGCCGGAGACCCAGCCACUCCUCCUGGCUGAGCUGCCGAACGGCGACAGCCACGACGACGAGGGACUGGGAGACGACGACGGUGGGGCUACCAGUACCACCGGCGACGAGGCGACGAGGCUGGAGCGAGCAAUGGCGAAGGCAUUCCGGAGCACCGCAGAGCUGGCCAAGCACCUCCCCACCGGCGCGGUUCUUGUCUUCGAGGUGCUGUCGCCCGUGUUCACCAACGGCGGCAAGUGCGACGACGUGAACCGCGUCAUGACGGCCUGGCUCGUGGGGCUCUGCGCCGCGGGGUGCUUCUUCCUCUGCUUCACGGACAGCUUCCACGACGCCAAGGGCACCGUGCGGUACGUGGUGGCCACUCGCCGCGGGGUGUGGGUCAUCGACGGCACGCCGCCGCCGUCGCCGGAGAAAGCCGCCGAGAAACGAGUCAAGUUCAUCGACUUCUUCCACGCGUUCAUGUCCCUCGUCGUCUUCAUGUCCGUGGCCAUGUUCGAUAGGAAUGUUGGGGCGUGCUUCAACCCUGUCAUGUCCUACGACACGCGGCAGGUGCUGACUGCCGUGCCGCUUGCCGGAGGGCUCGUCGGGACGCUGCUCUUCGCCACAUUCCCGUCGACACGGCACGGGAUCGGAUUCCCGGUCCCCGCCGCCUGAUGAGAUACAUUGUAUAUUAUUGUUGCUGUGAAUUACCAGCUGAUUUCUUUGCGUUGCGUCCCCUGUUGUCAGAUGUUUCUAGUGGUGGUGUGUCUUAUAGGGAGAGUUUGACAGCUUAUGAUUGAUUGGGAUAUUCCCGGAUAUGCACUAUUGUUUACGUUACAUUUU
Sorghum bicolor (sorghum) is the source of this 1267-nucleotide messenger RNA. RefSeq lists its product as uncharacterized. Lineage: Eukaryota; Viridiplantae; Streptophyta; Magnoliopsida; Poales; Poaceae. Gene Ontology annotation, biological process: endomembrane system organization. The record is from RefSeq and is a predicted model, not a curated record. The transcript has a single exon. Bases 263 to 1099 code for a protein of 278 amino acids.